ACUCGCGUCCCUACUCCAGUCAAAUACUACUGGAAGCGCCGUCCAUUGCAACGUUUGUAGAAGAUGAGUAGCUUCGCGGACUCGGCGCAAGCUUCUGCCGGCGCGGCCGGCAGCUACUCGACCCGAUCGGGCCUCUCCAAGAGCUGGCGCACUGUCAAAACGCACGCGGGUGUGUACACUGGUGGUAAGGUGGAGCUGUUCAAUAGUCGCACAAGCAUCGACGCAGAGCCUCGCGCACUAAUGGCCUGCAUGCUGCACGACGACGUGGCCAUCAUCGAUGCGGAGACCGGAGAGCUGCAGCGUACCCUGCAGCAGGACGUCGAGGAUGAAGAGGCCAAGGAAUCCUUUGUGGUAUUCGCUGUACGCCCAGGCAAGAAGAAUCAGCUUGUGACGGCAGGCCGUAAUCUGCUACUUCGCGUGUGGGACCUGGACACGUUCAAGUGCGUACGCACCAUCAAAGCUCACGAUACACCCGUCCUGGCAAUGGGCUUCGAUCCGUCAGGCACGCUGCUGGCCACGGGUGGUAGUGACCGCACAGUCAAGGUUUUUGACGUAGACAAGGGCUUCUGCACGCACAACUUCCGCGGUCACGCGGGUAUCGUGACGCUGGUGCAGUUCCACCCAGAUGCAGCACGAUUGUCACUCGUGUCGGCCAGUGACGACGCCACAGUGCGCGUCUGGGACUUGUACACCCAGAAGCAGGUUGCGUGCAUCCAGGACCACAUGAGUCUCGUGACUAGCGUGGCCUUCUCCGAAGAUGGCUACACAAUGUUGUCUGCUGGACGUGACAAGGUGGUCAAUUUCUGGGACUUGAGGGAUCAGAAGCUGAGCAAGACGGUGCUAGUGCACGAGUCUGUUGAAGGUCUCGUGGUGGUGCCGCCGACUUUCAAGUGCGUCACAAGUAACAAGACUCAGGAUGACAAGGCGAUUUACUUCUUGACCGCCGGAGAGAAAGGCGCUCUGCGUCUGUGGCGAAGCAGUGGCAAUUCUUGUGAGACUCUGUUCACACAGAAAUCGGAUGCGUCGUCGGCGCUUACUUACAUGGAGCUACUGCUGAGUACUGCACGCCGCGAGGUUGUGGUCGUGUCUUCCGAGCAGAAUUUCCUUGUGUUCGACGAAAACUUGACUCGUCGCACGCAGAUUAUCGGCUACAACGACGAUAUCCUCAACCUCAAGUAUAUCCCCAAGGCUGACGCGAGUGGUGCACCGUCUGAUGUGCUGGCUGUGGCCACCAACAGUGAACAGAUCCGUCUUUUGAACCGCAGCACGUUAUCCUGCGAGCUUCUUUCAGGUCACACAGACAUCGUUAUGGCAUUGGCGGUGUCUCCUGAUGGACGAUGGCUAGUGAGUGCUUCGAAGGAUCGUACUGCUCGACUUUGGGACUUACGACCCACUGGUGGCAAGAAGAUGGGCAAGACUUUGCCACGCUGUGUGGCUACUUGUGCGGGUCACACGGAGGCUCUUGGCGCUAUUGUCAUAUCACAGCGUGCUUCCAGCUUCGCUACAGGUGCUGCUUUCUUUGUUACUGGUAGCUCGGACAAGACGCUCAAGAUGUGGAGUCUCCAGCCGCUUGCCGGAUCGUACGCUGCGCCUGCCAAGCCUGCACCGACAGAGCUGACGAUUUCUACGCUUGGCGCUGUCAAGGCUCACGACAAGGACGUGAACGCACUCGCUGUGUCGCCGAACGACCGCUUCAUCGCCAGUGCAUCUCAGGAUAAACUCAUCAAGGUGUGGCACUCGCAACAGGCUGGAGCUGGUCGUAUUUUGACGUUGGCUGGUGUGUGCCGUGGCCACAAGCGUGGUGUCUGGGCCGUCGAGUUUUCCCCGGUCGAUCAGUGUCUUGCCUCUGCCAGUGGUGACAAGACCGUGAAGGUGUGGUCGGCCAAGGACUUUUCGUGCUUGAAGACGUUCGAGGGCCACACUGCCUCUGUGUUGAAUGUGCAGUUUGCUUGUGCCGGAAUGCAGCUUCUGUCUGCCGGUGCUGACGGACUUGUUAAGCUCUGGACCAUCAAGAGCAACGAGUGCGAAGCUACGCUGGACAACCACGAGGAUAAGAUCUGGGCUCUUGCUGUGGCCAAAGACAGUUCCGAGAUGGUAAGUGGUGGUGCGGACUCGACUAUCAAUCUCUGGCGUGACUUCACCGAAGAAGAGGAACGUGCGCAGCAAGACGACAGAGACGCCAAGCUGCUGAAGGAGCAGGAACUGUUCAACUGUCUCCGUAACAACAAGCUGCUGGAUGCUGUGCAGCUCGCGUUCGAGCUCAACCACCCGAACCGCAUGCUGCAGAUUCUGCGCGACCUGCUUGAAGGACCACGACACAAGGACCAGCCUGUUCUCCCCGGCAAUAAGCCUAUUGAUCCCGACAACUUCUCACCCGAGGACAUUUUUGCGCCGGUGGUACAGAGUCUGGAAGACGAACAACUCACGACACUUAUGGAGUGGCUGCGAGACUGGAACACAAACGCUCGUAACACGAGCGUCUGCCAAGUUCUGGUGAGCACAAUUUUGCGUGAACUGCCUCCGAGCCGCCUGAAAUCGUUGGAAGGUGCUGCCAAGACAGUGGAAGCCUUGAUUGCUUACAGUGAGCGUCACUUCCAGCGCAUUGAUCGUAUGCUGCAGAAAUCUUACCUCGUGGACUUUAGUAUCGUGACUAUGAAGAGUUUGCUGCCGGUCGGUGAGAGUGACUCGGUUGUUGAAAAGACGGACAGUGACAGCGAAGCCGAGCAGGAAGAAGAAGUGAAGGCCAAGCAGCCACGGAAGCGUGGCAAUGCUGCUUGGACUGGGAAGACCAAGAAGCAGCGAGUGUAAGUUUGAUCCCUCAUAGAGCCCUCGAUUUUCAUUUUUCAGGCUUGUCGCCAGAGUAUUUGCCAUUCUUCUUGUCGA
Messenger RNA from Phytophthora nicotianae INRA-310, 2883 nucleotides. RefSeq lists its product as hypothetical. NCBI's taxonomy places the organism in Eukaryota, Oomycota, Peronosporomycetes, Peronosporales, Peronosporaceae. Gene Ontology annotation, biological process: endonucleolytic cleavage to generate mature 5'-end of SSU-rRNA from (SSU-rRNA, 5.8S rRNA, LSU-rRNA); endonucleolytic cleavage in 5'-ETS of tricistronic rRNA transcript (SSU-rRNA, 5.8S rRNA, LSU-rRNA). Gene Ontology annotation, molecular function: U3 snoRNA binding; protein binding. The coding region runs from base 64 to 2808 and encodes 914 amino acids. The transcript has a single exon. Gene Ontology annotation, cellular component: small-subunit processome; 90S preribosome; nucleolus. The record is from RefSeq and is a predicted model, not a curated record.